This is a messenger RNA of Capronia coronata CBS 617.96, 2397 nucleotides long. RefSeq lists its product as uncharacterized. The record is from RefSeq and is a predicted model, not a curated record. The coding region runs from base 1 to 2397 and encodes 798 amino acids. Lineage: Eukaryota; Fungi; Ascomycota; Eurotiomycetes; Chaetothyriales; Herpotrichiellaceae. Gene Ontology annotation, molecular function: oxidoreductase activity; copper ion binding. The transcript is spliced from 2 exons.
AUGAGGUUUACAAGGGUGCCCGGUCUACUAGCCGUAGCGCUGGCAGCAACGGUUUUGGCCGAGAACGAAGAUACUGCCUGUUCUACUAGCACUGUCACGACGACUACAACAACCACCGCAACCAUCUUCAAGGAAGCCACCACUGUUUACUGGUCAACCGUCUAUGCUGAGCCUACUAUCUGCGCGACUACCACCGUCACCGUGAAUGGAAAUGGUGCAUCUACCGCGCCUUCGGAGCCAAGUACCAGCGCAUUGGCUGAUAGCACAUUGGCACCGGUAAGCACGACUGCUACCGUCGUUGUCGCUGCGAAUGCAGAAAGCGAAGCCUCGUCUGGCGGUUCGACGACGAUUACAAGCUUCUUGGUUGACCCUACUUCUGCCGGUAACCCGAACAGCGAAGAGAGCACGAUCGGCACUGACGCCGAGGUCUUUACCUGGACCGGCGAUGCUCCCACGGACACCUCUUCCUUGCCGGCACCAACUUACACCAGUGUGCCGGACGAUGGGACCUUGCCAGCUCCCGGUUCGGCGUCCUCCAACGUGACGGCUCCUCAAGCUGCCAUCUCGGAUGGUUCGUGCAAUACCGCGGCUGAUCGAAGCAAGUGGUGUGAUGGGAGGAGCGUCAGCACCGACUACUAUGCCGCCGCCUACUCAACGGGGCAGACUUGCUCGUAUGAGCUGACAAUCACUAAUACCACCAUUGACUACGAUGGCAGUGGGCCGAAGAUGGCCUUUGCGAUCAACGGCCAGGUUCCAGGACCACUCAUUGAAUGCAACUGGGGUGACAUUCUCGAGGUAACUGUGCACAACAACCUAGAAAACAACGCUACCUCGAUCCACUGGCACGGUAUCACGCAAAAAGAAUCCAAUGAUCAAGAUGGUGUCCCCGGUGUUACCGAAUGUGGCAUUGCUCCAGGAACUUCCCGCACAUACACGAUGAAGCUCAAUCAGUAUGGCACCGGAUGGUACCAUUCUCACACAAUGACCCAAUACGGGGACGGGAUUCGUGGCCCCAUGGUCGUCCACGGCCCUGCCACCGCCAGUUACGAUAUUGACAUGGGCACGGUCAUGAUUGACGAUAUCUUCGAUGCCACCGCAGCCCAGAUGAAUGAGAGAAUCGCCCAUUCGGGUCCAAGCAGCACCGUCAACUACCUACUCAACGGCAAGAACACCCUCCAAGAUCUCUCUGCCGGUCAGCAUGCUCUGUGGUCGGUCCAGCCGGGCAAGAAACAUCUAUUCCGCAUCAUCAAUUCGGGCGUGCAGAACAUGUACUCUGUGCACAUUGACGAUCAUGUCAUGACCGUGAUUGCCGCCGAUUACGUCCCUAUCGUCCCGUACACUACCGAGUGGCUGAACAUUGGCAUUGGCCAACGGUACGAUGUCAUUGUCGAGAUGAACCAGCCGGUUGCGGGCUACUUCCUGCGGGCUGUCACCCAGACUGGCUGUCCCAGUGGCUGUGGGAACAGCGGUCUCGGGAAUGCGAAUGGCAUCAUCCUCUACGAGGGUGCAGAGGCUACUCUGCCGACAUCGACAUACGGAAACAAGACGGCUAGCGACUUCGCCAUCUGCGCGGACGAGCCAAUCGCUUCGUUGGUGCCCUUCUUGGAGAAGACUGCUGGUUCUGCAGACCAAUUCGCCGCCACGGCUGCCACGGUGCCUGCUGGCAAGGUUGCACAAAUUGCCACCAGCGACGAUGGCAGUGUCGUCCGCUGGUACAUCAACAACGGCGCCAUCAAUGUCAACUACACUCAACCGACUCUCAAGACUCUCGCAGAUGGCAGCAACAGUUCACUGAUUUCAAAUCCAAUCACGCUGAACGUGGCAAACCAAUGGGUCUACUUCAUCAUCCAGAACCAGUUCUUCGCUUCGCAUCCGAUACACUUGCACGGACAUGACAUGAGCGUGCUGGGUCAGGGUAGUGCCACGUGGACCACGAGCUUACUGUCAACGCUCAAUUUCAACAACCCAACACGUCGUGACACCGCCAUGCUGGUGGGCUCGUCCGGACCAGGCAACCCUGCGGGCUACACGGUGAUUGGAUUCGAGACUGACAAUCCAGGAGCCUGGUUGAUGCACUGUCAUAUAGUCUGGCAUGUCGACGGCGGCCUGGCUCUGCAGUUCACCGAGCGACCAGCAGAUAUCCUGCCAUACGCCAAUUCCACCGCCUUCCAGGACGAAUGCUCUAGCCUUGCCACGUGGCAGGGGAACAACCCAGCUCGCAUUCAUACAUCAGGCGAGUCGGGCCUGAAGAGACGCACGUCUCUGGAAGAGCUGCUUGACACGCGGUCGAGAGACGACGUCGUCCGCCGCUCAGAGUCCCAUGAGAAGCUGCAUCUCGAGUCGAAACUCAAGCGUGGGCUGGGAGACAGCCUCAGGCAUCGCCACAUACGACACUAA